This is a messenger RNA of Saprolegnia parasitica CBS 223.65, 834 nucleotides long. RefSeq lists its product as hypothetical. The transcript has 4 exons. The coding region runs from base 1 to 834 and encodes 277 amino acids. Lineage: Eukaryota; Oomycota; Saprolegniomycetes; Saprolegniales; Saprolegniaceae. The record is from RefSeq and is a predicted model, not a curated record.
AUGCGUGCCUCCGUUGUCGACGCGGCCGUGUUGGCCAAGAUCAUCAAGCCGUUUUCAGACACGAUGGCGUCGACGCUCCAAGGCGUGCAGUCAGCUUUCUUGUCGCACGUGCCGGUAACGCGGAGGCCAAGCUCGGUCUCCAGUCGUGUGCGCCAUGCGACGUCUGUCGAUGGUCUUGUCAUGUAUGGAGACGGCGCUAAAGACGGCGAUGCCCUCGCGCGCGCUGUCAUGCGCUUUGUCUCUCGUUUGGCGUUGACGACAUGCACCACAGCGUCCGCGCACUCUGCGCUCGUUGACCUCGGAGGAGUUCUCUGGGUGCGCCUUCAUCCGGCUGGCAACAAUUUCUCCAAGUACUUUGGCAAGGCGCUCCCGAUGAUUGUCGCUGGUAUCUCGGACGAGUCGGACAUCCCGCCGAUGGCAAUGGCGUUGAAGCCGACGCUCAAGAUCCUCGACAAGCUGUACUGCGACGCCGUCCUCGCGUCGCCGCGUCACCUUCAACACCCCACGACGCUGCGCUCGAUCCUCAAGCCGCUCAUGCUCAUCACACAAGAGUUCUUGGGCAAGCACGUCGAGAAGGAGACCGUCGCACACUUGGCGAAAUCGAUGGCGAAUGCGGCCAUGUUUUCGGGCGUCUGCCUCUGUCUUGCCGAGGUCAUUCCGUCCUUGCUCAAGACGCAGCUCAAUCCAGAAAGUGUGCUCAAGGUCAAGUCGCGUAGGUGCUUCCGUGCUGCGCUUUCGCUCGACACCUAUAUCUUUGUCCAACGCCCAAGCCAUUACGCGCAUGCCUCGGGCAAGGGCCUUGAAGCGUUUCUGCGUACUAGCACGCUCAAGUGA